Messenger RNA from Dreissena polymorpha, 1540 nucleotides. RefSeq lists its product as uncharacterized. The coding region runs from base 1 to 1374 and encodes 457 amino acids. The transcript has 4 exons. NCBI's taxonomy places the organism in Eukaryota, Metazoa, Mollusca, Bivalvia, Myida, Dreissenidae. The record is from RefSeq and is a predicted model, not a curated record.
AUGUCCAUGUCCAGCAUUGUCUCCAGUCUGGUGGCAGUCAUAACUUCGAAAAGAAAUGAGAUUCACUUCAUCAGAGUGAAAAGAAGUGAGAUUCACUUCAUCAUAGUGAAAACCAGUGAUAUUCACUUCAUCAGAGUGACCAAUGGUCGGCUGGUACAAGACAGGAUACUGAACCUCCAACAUAAAUGUGGUGGUGGUGCCCAUCACCAGGGCAACCUGUACAUAACAUCAGGAACAGCCCUGUACCAGUACACAGUAGAUGGGACACUGUUGAGAAGUUAUUCAGGACAGUUCUCAUAUGUGCACCAUAUUCCAAACAAAUCUGUCAGAUGGGCAGAGAUGGAUGGGGGACAGAAACUGGAAGACAGAUAUACAGAGGCUGAAUUUUACUGCCAGAAAUGUUGCAAGUUUUUCUGUACAAACUGCGAGGAGUACCAUACAUAUUGCGAGGGGAACACUUUGGGGAAAAAGGACAUCAGCCAGUGGCCUCAGAACAAUGUGGAUGCACAAGAGCAAUCAAGUUCAUCAGACCAGCUGGUGGAGGAAUGUCAACCAGGUGCAGUAAGCAAGCCUGAUCCAAUAAUAAUAGUGAAGAGAAGUAAGAAAUUCAAUGUGCACAUUAAGGGUGAUUCAUUCAAAUGUUAUAUAAAUGGUAUCUGUGAGACAUCUAAUGGGGAACUUCUUAUCACAGACCACUGGAACCGAAAAGUGAAGCUGCUAAAUAAGACCUACAAGGUGGUGGAUCACUAUGAGUUGCCUAAUAAUCCAGUGUCCAUGUGCAGCAUUGACUCGAGUCUGGUGGCAGUUAUAACUUUAGAAAGCAGUGAGAUUUACUUCAUCAGAGUGACCAAUGGUCGGCUGGUACAAGACAGGAUACUAAAACUCCAAAAUAACUGCUUGGGUAUUGCCCAUCACCACGGCAACCUGUUCAUAACAUCAGGAACAGUCCUGUACCAGUACACUGUAUAUGGGACACUGUUGAGCAAGUUGACUGACGAUACAUCAGGUCUUUCCGAAAGUAGCUCCUGUGGAGUUAGUCCAGAUGGAGAAAAAAUAUAUGUGGCCAACAAGACCACCAAGUUGAGAGGAGACCUGGUCACACUGUCCAGGGAUGGCAUGGUGAUCUCCAAACUGACUGUCGCUGGUUGGUUAUAUCCACCUGGCCUUCAUGUGACAGAUUCAGGACAAGUUCUCAUAUGUGCACCAUAUUCCAAACAAAUCUUGCAGAUGGGCAGAGAUGGGGGACAGAAACUGGAAGUGGUGGUCAAAAGUAAGAAUAAACUACCAUUAUCUGUCUUCUUCAGCAAACGCACAGGGUUACUUAUCAUGGGAGCAUCCCAUAACAAUAACAUUAUGGUGUUUAAGACACAGUGACUGUUGGACAAGGAUGAUAAAACACAAUUUAGAUAUACAUCAGUAAAAGUGAUAAUUUUAACAGUAUUUAAAUUAUGUAUAUAUGUGCCAUUUGUAAUCAGUUAACAGUGUUCUGACAUUAAACAAAAUAUUUUAAUAAAUUGAUGAUUUGUAAAUAACGCUAUAU